Colletotrichum abscissum is the source of this 1104-nucleotide messenger RNA. RefSeq names its product 3-isopropylmalate dehydrogenase. The record is from RefSeq and is a predicted model, not a curated record. The transcript has 5 exons. Gene Ontology annotation, cellular component: cytosol. Gene Ontology annotation, biological process: L-leucine biosynthetic process. Lineage: Eukaryota; Fungi; Ascomycota; Sordariomycetes; Glomerellales; Glomerellaceae. Gene Ontology annotation, molecular function: NAD binding; 3-isopropylmalate dehydrogenase activity; magnesium ion binding. Bases 1 to 1104 code for a protein of 367 amino acids.
AUGGCUUCCCGCAAGAUCCUUGUUUUACCAGGCGACGGUGUUGGCCCCGAGAUCAUCGCCGAGGCUGUCAAGGUCCUCGAGGUGAUCCAAAAGUCCUCUGGUGUUAAAUUUGAGAUCCGCUCGGAGUUGAUGGGCGGAUGCAGUAUUGACAAGCACGGCGUAGCCCUGACCCAAGAAGUCCUGGACGAGGCCAAGGCAAGCGAUGCGGUCUUGUUCGGUUCAGUCGGUGGGCCUAAGUGGGGUGCUGGCAAAGUGCGACCUGAACAGGGCGUCCUAGCCUUACGCCACGGACUGAACGCCUUUGCGAAUCUGCGCCCAUGCAAGUUUGCGAGCAAGUCUCUUGUCGACCGAGGCCCUAUCCGACCCGAGCUCACAGAAGGAACCGACUUUAUCCUUGUGCGAGAAAACUGCGGAGGUGCUUAUUUCGGAGACAAGACUGAAGAGGAGGAUUUUGCAUCGGACGCCUGGGCGUACUCUCGGGCAGAAAUUGAGCGGGUUGCAAAGGUCGCUGCUGACUUGGCUAUGGAGACGGAGCCGCCUCAGCAAGUCAUCUCGUGUGACAAGGCCAAUGUCCUUGCUGUUAGUCGACUUUGGCGUCGAGCCGUGACGGAAUUUUUCGCGAGGGAGUAUCCGCAGAUCAAACUUUCUCACCAGCUUGCUGAUAGCGCUGCCAUGCUUAUGGUCAAAGAUCCUCGCUCAUUCAACGGAGUGGUGCUCAUGGAUAACACGUUCGGCGACAUCCUGUCAGAUGUGAGCAGCGUGGUCCCGGGAUCGCUAGGCCUGCUCCCAUCAGCGUCGAUCUCAAGCACCACCCCUGGCUCUGGAGGAAUCGGUCUCUACGAGCCUAUCCACGGAAGCGCGCCCGAUAUCGCGGGCAAGGGGAUCGCCAACCCAGUUGCCACUAUUCUUGCAGCGGCAAUGAUGCUCAGGUACUCAUUUGGAAUGGUUGAUGAGGCAAAGGCCAUUGAUAAAGCAGUCGAAAAGGUCUUGGACUCUAGGGAUAUUGGCGGACACGAGAUACGGACCCCUGACCUGGGCGGGAGUGCAACAACAGUUGAAGUCGGCAAUGCAAUUUGUAGACAACUUGAGAGCUUGUUGAAGUAA